ACUGGGUUUGUUUGUGGUUCUUCUAGGUCGGUCGAAUAAGGAUUUUUGCAAACACUAGUGAAGAAAAGUCUUAUUCAAGGGAAACAAAAUGUAGAAAGAAGAUCCAUGGUUUUCUUUCAUAACAUCAAUUCUGGGGCUCGUGUGCAAGUGAGAUGGCGAGGAGAGAUCGAAAACGGGACAAUCCGAUAUGCGGGAAGCUUGGUGGCGAAAGAUGGCGAAUGGGUUGGCAUUGAACUAGACAAUAGAGUUGGUAAUACAAGCGGCCUGUACAAGGGGAUCCAGUACUUUCACUGUAGAGAUGGCCAUGGAAUAUUCACACAUGCAAGAAACAUCAGAUUCAUUCCAAGUCAAAGAAAGUUACAUGAUACAUUCAAGGUAGUUUCCAGGACCUCAUCUGUUGAUGAGACUCUCUUUUCUAAAACUGAAGUGACCCCAGUGAAGAGUUACUCUGACCCUGAAGUCAUAAGCACUAAGCAUCUGGACAGGAUCAAAACAAUGAUUCAAGGGGAAUUUUCUUGGCCUGAACCGAAAACCCGGUUUAACAAAAGCCAUUUAGUUGGAGCUCACAUCCCAUCAGCAACAAGAGAGAGAAGUCUCUCAGCAACUACCUUCAAGCCAGAGGAAGACUACAGCUUUAACAAACACUUCAUUUCUCCUUCAUCAAUUCCAAACAUUCAUGUACCUAGGCCCAUUUUGAAGAGAAUGUUAAGAUCUGAAUACUUUGGGACAACAAUUCCAAGGUAUUCUAGUCUUUCAUAAGAGGGGACCUUGGUCAGUAGUGUGUUGUAGAGGCAGAGUAAGACUACCAUUACUUUCCCUAGGAGUUUCCUUCCAGUACCAUUCUGCUACUGUUUAUGAGCCACCCUACCAAAAUUAACCAAUCAUAGUGUGCCUCCUGCUUCCAGUAUGUCUAUUUUUUGUGUUUUGUUUUUGUAUUUUUUGUUGUUGUUGUAAAUUGUGUUACAUACUUCACGUUAAAUACUGGGUACCUAGUUAGGUGCUGACUAUCGGCCACUUACAUCAGACAAAAUGAGUUUGUGUGUGUUGUGAAACAGUCCUCUGUGAGGACAAGUGUAGAUUGCUAACCAUUAAGUGUCUUAUGAUUGUCAAUCAUUACACCAUGUAUUUAACAAACAAUGAUUCCAUCUAACUUCAAUUGCACCAAGAGGUACUUAGGAGCAAUGGAAGAAAAAAUGACAAAGAGAAUUUAGGUAAAAUUCACAGUUUGUUUCCUAUCAUAGUAAACAGAGCUGACCUUAAAGUUUAAAGUAGAUGAGCCAGGCAACAGCCCUUAAUUUGUAGCAUUAUAAUUGUCACUAACAACAAUGUUAAACCCUGAAGCACAGUAAGCCCAAAUUUCAUGUUCAAAGUGCAAUUGACUGGGUGACUCUCUGUGAUCGAGGGCUUGGAGGAGGCUACCAGACUCAGCACAGUCACCAUACAGUAAGACAGGAGCUGUGUCUUGUUUGAAAUUCAGCUACUGACUUUCAAACAAAAAUUGUCCUUCUCUCAAACUCACUGAAUUGGCCCAAAAUUAGCUUGUAAUUAUUCUAAAGGAACUGAAAAAUUUCACACUCACUAAAACAUACAGAAGGACACAGUUUACAUUCCAUUCUUACCUAUUUAUUACAAAAGAUUACAUGAUAUGCACUUCUAGUGAUUGAAAUAUGGGGCUAAAAAAACUUUGAACUAACUACAAUGUACCUGCAACCAUGACAGGGUUUUGUUUUUUUGGAUGAUAUAAUUUUGUACAGUUACUUGUUAAAUACGUACAUUUUUAAAA
Pocillopora verrucosa is the source of this 1783-nucleotide messenger RNA. Its product is annotated as CAP-Gly domain-containing linker protein 4. The record is from RefSeq and is a predicted model, not a curated record. Lineage: Eukaryota; Metazoa; Cnidaria; Anthozoa; Scleractinia; Pocilloporidae. Gene Ontology annotation, molecular function: microtubule plus-end binding. Gene Ontology annotation, biological process: cytoplasmic microtubule organization; nuclear migration; establishment of mitotic spindle orientation. Gene Ontology annotation, cellular component: spindle pole; axon; kinetochore.